GUGGCGGCAGCAGCGUCACCGCCUCUGUGUCUUCUCCUCUCCGUGUCUCGCGCUGCCAGUCUCUCUCUCCCUCCUCCUCCUCCUCCUCUUCCUCUCCUCCCUCCCUCCCUCAGUCCGCUUCAGAUUGAGAUUUAACAGCGCCUCGGAUCUUCAGCUGCCUCCGCCAUCGCUCGACAGGGCGCGAGGACAACCCGGCGUUUUCAAACGCACCCCCCCACAGCGGCGCGAGCCCCUCAGAAACGCCACGCUUCUCCUUCUCUUCUUCUUCCUCCUCGUCCUCCCGUCCAUCUCUACUCUCUCUCUCUCUCUCUCUCACUCACACUCUCCCUCUCUCUGCCACUUCCUUGCAUUUUUAAUGGAAAAUGGCGAUCCGCGCGCCGUCCUCGAGCGUCUUCUGCCUCGUCUGUGCGCAGACGGCGCUUCUCCUCCUCGCGCUGUCCUCGCCCGGAGCUGCCAUCCUCCGCUUCCCGCAGCACUACACGAUGAUGCACUGGGCAAGUCGUAUAGAAAAGGAGCUGGACAAAGUGCUGCCGCAGGUCACUGGAGCUCAGCAGAUGAGAUCGAUUUACAGUGAAAAGAGGAGUCAGUUUGAUGUGAGGAGGAACUCGCCUAAGGAUCUGGUGGAAAGAGUGGCUCGAGACAUCGCCAGGCUGCUCAACAGCAAGCGGAAAGCCCUGGAGAGGCUUGCCAGAGAGGCGGAGCAGAUACAGACAGAGCACCCGUGGCAGGACGGCAUCAAGGAGAGUGAUAUACAGUACUACGACUCCAAGUCUGACUCUGAUUAUUCUGAAGAUGGCGACGAUGAGAACCUGAUGGAGAACCCAUACUCUCUUCCUCUGGAGUUUGUGGACGACCCCAACUUCAAAAACAAAGUCAACUACUCCUACACUGCGGUGCAGAUUCCAACUGACAUCUACAAGGGCUCUCCUACGAUUCUGAAUGAGCUGAACUGGACCCAGGCUCUGGAGCGAGUGUUUAUAGAUAACAGUCGAGAGGACCCCUCACUUCGCUGGCAGGUGUUCGGAAGUGCCACUGGUGUCACUAGAUAUUACCCAGCUACUCCAUGGAGGGCGCCCAACAAGAUUGACCUGUACGAUGUGAGGAGACGACCUUGGUACAUCCAGGGCGCAUCUUCUCCUAAAGAUAUGGUCAUCAUUGUAGAUGUGAGCGGCAGUGUGAGUGGACUGACUCUGAAACUGAUGAAGACUUCUGUGAUUGAGAUGCUGGACACACUGUCUGAUGAUGACUAUGUAAAUGUAGCUCAGUUUAAUGAAAAGGCAGAUGCUGUGGUCUCGUGCUUUAAGACACUGGUCCAGGCAAAUGUGAGGAACAAAAAGAUCUUCAAGGAUAAGGUGAUGAACAUGCAGGCGAAGGGAACGACCGACUACAAAUCUGGAUUCAAGUUUGCCUUUGAGCAGCUGCUGAAUGAGACCAGCACUCCGAGGGCAAACUGCAAUAAGAUGAUAAUGAUGUUCACAGAUGGAGGAGAGGACCGAGCUCAAGAUAUUUUCGAGAAGUACAACUGGCCCAAUAAAACAGUUCGAGUUUUCACCUUCUCUGUAGGCCAGCACAACUACGACGUCACUCCAUUGCAGUGGAUCGCUUGUGCCAACAAAGGAUACUACUUUGAGAUCCCAUCCAUUGGAGCAAUCCGAAUCAACACACAGGAGUAUCUGGAUGUUCUGGGCAGGCCCAUGGUGUUAGCUGGCAACCGGGCCAAACAGGUGCAGUGGACCAACGUCUACCAGGAUGCUCUGGGUUUGGGUCUGGUCAUUACUGGGACGAUGCCGGUCUUCAAUCUCACCGCUGAUGGGGACUCUAAGAAUCAGCUCAUCCUGGGUGUCAUGGGCGUAGACGUUGCCCUGAGUGAAAUUCAGCAGCUCACACCGCGGUAUAAGCUUGGAGCCAAUGGGUACACAUUCGCCAUAGACCCUAAUGGCUACGUUCUUCUGCACCCAAACCUGCAACCGAAGAUCAUUAACUUCAGAGAGCCAGUCACGCUCGACUUCCUAGAUGCGGAGCUAGCAGACAGCAACAAGGAGGAGAUCCGUCGGCAGAUGAUUGACGGCAAGCCCGGACAGAAGAAAAUCAAGACGUUGGUUAAGUCUGCUGACAAGCGAUACAUUGACCAGGUCAUGAGGACAUACAUAUGGACACCAGUGGAUGGCACAGACUACAGUCUCAGUUUGGUGCUGCCCACCUACAGUGAGAACCACAUCAGAGCCAACCUCAGCGACCAGAUUCUGCAAGUCCAGUAUUUUGAAUCUCUGCUGCCAGUCACUUUUGAAUCAGAGGGACAUGUGUUGAUUGCCCCCAGGGAAUACUGCAAGGACCUGGAGCUGUCCAACAACAACACGGAGUUCCUGCACAACUUCAUCGCUCUGAUGGAGAAAGUCACACCGGACUCCAAACAAUGUGACAACUUCCUGCUGCACAACCUGAUCCUGGAUACGGGCAUCAUCAGACAGCUGGUGGACAAAGUGUGGAAAACGAAGGAUCUCAACACGUAUGGAUUUUUGGCCGUUUUUGCAGCUACAGAUGGAGGCAUCACUCGUAUUUUUCCAAAUAAGGCUGCUGAAACCUGGGAAGAGGAUCCAGAGCCGUUUAAUGCCAGUUAUUACCGCCGCAGUCUGGACAACAAGGGCUACAUCUUCAGAGCACCCUAUCGUAGCCCAAACGCUCUCCUACAGGACCAGGAGAAUGACACCAUCGGCAUCCUGGUCAGUACAGCGGUGGAGAUUACAGUCGGAUCCAGAACCAUCAAACCCGCUGUGGUGGGUGUAAAGUUGGAUCUUGAGGCUUGGACUUCAAAAUUUAAGAUUCUUGCCAGCAACUACACAGACAGCAGUCGGCAGGGUCCUCAAAUGUGUGGACCCACCAGUGGCUGUGAGAUGGACUGUGAGGCCCAUGAGGACUUGCUGUGUUACCUGAUAGAUGAUGGUGGCUUCCUCAUCAUGUCCAAUCAGAUUAACGAUGUAAACAAGAUCGGCAUGUUCUUCAGCGAGGUGGACCCAGCCCUGAUGUACCUGCUCUAUAACAACUCCUUCUACUUCCGCAAGCAGUCAUUUGACUACCAGUCGGUGUGUGAGCCUGUUCCUAGCAGCAACACUGGGGCAGCUCCUAGAGGGGUCUUUGUGCCCACUAUUGCAGAUCUACUAAAUGUGGCCUGGUGGACAUCUGCAGCUGCCUGGUCUAUUUUCCAGCAAAUGCUUUAUGGAUUUGCCUACCACAGCUGGUUCAAUACAGAUGAAGUUGAAGCGGAGAGCAUGGACUCCAGAGAAACCAGCUGUGUGACAGUGCAGACCCAGUUCUACUUUGGAAACAUUACUACUGGCUACAGCUUAGUGCAGGACUGUGACAACUGCUCCAGGUUGAUCCACGCAAAGAGAAUAAAUAACACCAACUUGCUGUUUGUGGUGGCUGAGAAGCUGCCCUGCAACACCUGCGACAUAGAGAAGCUGUCUCAGGAGGAGGUAGAAUUCAAGCAAGAAGAUCCUUGUCUGGACAUGCCACCAGCGCGGUAUAGAAAAGGACCCUCCACCUGUUUCGACUACAACACUGCAGAGAACACAACAGACUGCGGGCGGGGAUACUCCUUCCGCCCGUCCAUCCACACUUUACUCCUCCUCCAGCUCCCUCUCCUCUCUCUGGUGGCCCGCCCCCACGUUUUGCCUUUCUCCCUUUAACUUCCUCCUCUGCCUCUCUCCCCCUCCUCUCUGUAAUUCUGCAUUUCUCCUUUAUCUCCCCUCGCUCUAGUCAUAGGUAUUAAAGGGACUUCCUGCUGCCCUUAAUACGGAAGCCCGGCAUACUGCUUCAUCCACUUAGCUUCACAGGUUGUUGCUUAGUGACCGUUGCAGAACUUUUAUCGUCUCCUGCCAAUCAGCAGCUUUUUUUGUGGGAGGAGCUAGAAGUUAUUUGAGGAAGAAGAAGCUGAGGAAGUCAAUGACGAAUCUGGCCGUCUGGCGGCGCGGGAGCCGCGGUGGGAGAAAAGACGAGCGUCUAGGACCAACCGAGACGGAGGCAGCGUGGAAAAAAAAUGGAAUGUUCCCUCGCUGCGUGACCUGCCGCUAUGGACGCAGGGGGGGGUUAAGUUUUUGUCAGACUCUGCCUCAAGUCAUCCUCCUCAUCCUCAUCUUCAUCCCUUACAGGCCCGUGACUCAAGUUUCAGGGGUCUGCCGCUUGCCUAAUUUAACAUGGGGCUACAGAACCGUCUGCCAUUUUUUAGCAAUCAGUAAUCACAGAACUUUAAUCAGCUAUUGAAAAAAAAUUAUGAGUAACAACCUGUGAGUAUUUAAAGCAUACCUCCAUAUGUUAGGAUAAACCCAGAGAGGGAAGAUGAUAGAUGUUACUUAUGACAAAAUAUCAUUUGUUUAUUUAUGCACUAUAUCUACUUCUUGCCAAAAUGAGAUAGACUUGUUGCGUGGUCUUAUUUUUCUAGCCAAAUUAGGACGAGGAGAAAAAAAAAGGGGAGGAAACGACUCGCACAGUACAACGGCAAGUGCGGUUAGGAAGAAUGGAAGACCUCGUAGAGACCAGGCCUGUAUUUCAAUUCGCCUCAUUUGCUCUUCUUUUCACUAGUCAUAAGGGCUUCAUUAGGCACAACCUUUCUGUUUGAAUGGUCAGCAUAAGUAGAUGAGCUUGUGAUGGUUUCAGUCUUACAGAGCUUCAGUUUAGGUUUAGGUGGUGUCUGUUUAACGUUCACGUUGUUAAGAGACGAAUUGGAAUACGGCCCACCUGGGCUCCGACAUCACCAGUCUGAACCCUCCAUACUUCUGUCCUGCGGGUAAAAGGAGGCCGUCACUAUACUGAUCAUGUCCUAAUGCUCGACUUCUCGAUCUGGCUAAUGAUCAGUCAGUGAAUAUUAAUGCGAUGAAAAUCAUCUAUUUGCCAUUCAGUGUUAGUCUUGUCAUUUGGAGCACAUACAGUCGCAUGCAAAAGUUUGAGCACCUCUGGUCAAAUUACAUGUUUUGUCGAUUAUCCAAGUGAAAAAAGUUCCUCUACAGUGGUAGCAUGUCAAACUGGGGACCUUCUGGGCCAAAGCGCUGUGGAGAUUAGUGUUUACCCUCAUCUAACACUCUGAAUUCAGUUUU
This is a messenger RNA of Colossoma macropomum (tambaqui), 5090 nucleotides long. RefSeq names its product calcium channel, voltage-dependent, alpha 2/delta subunit 2a (gene cacna2d2a). Gene Ontology annotation, molecular function: voltage-gated calcium channel activity. The transcript has 38 exons. NCBI's taxonomy places the organism in Eukaryota, Metazoa, Chordata, Actinopteri, Characiformes, Serrasalmidae. The record is from RefSeq and is a predicted model, not a curated record. Bases 363 to 3686 code for a protein of 1107 amino acids. Gene Ontology annotation, cellular component: voltage-gated calcium channel complex.